UAUUGACCCUUAACAACUACACUUGCUGCGUAGUGUUCACUUAAGAAGCUGUAAUAAGAUCGUCUCGGACAAAUUGGAAAAUGUCGGCACAGGUGAGCGUGCAAGUCGACCCUCCAGGUGCCAGAUAUGUCAUGGACGUUGUGCUCCAACGUCAGAGGGAAAUUAUGGCCAAAAAUUAUGUUGCCACACAAGUUAGUGAACAUCUACAGCGUAAACUUGUGAAUUCUUCAUCGUUCCUCAGUGAAGCGCAGUUUCACUUGGUUGGCAGUGCAGCAGAGAGUCUUGUAACUUCCUUCAAGGAUGACCAGGAUCUUCUCCUGAUACUUGGCCCUCCUUAUACUCCAGAGUACUUUAAGUUAUCUGUGCAUGAAGCCCACGGAAGGUAUUUUUUAAUGUGGAAUAAGAAGACAUGGAACGGAGCCAAGCCACGUUAUGUUAAUGAGAAGGGAUAUCUUUCAACAUACUCUCUUCGAAGUCAUGUUAAUUCCUGCGUGCGUUCAGCACUAGAGGGAGCGACAGUAUCAGAGUUGAAGGUAGACAGAGUGUUUACCUGGAAACAGACCAUUCGAGCCUGUUUGAGUGACCACACCAGCAGUGCCACAUACAUCGUCGAUGUCAUUCCACAGAUCAAGGGUGACAAGUGGAGCAAGAUAGAUGGAGUGGUGUCGUUUGGAAGUUUAGAACCUGAAUUACAGAAGACCGUCACUGAUCUGGAAACUUCAGAACACUCUGCAGUGCUCUACUCUCUCUUUGGGCCGCCUAACACCUCACUUCUCACUCUCACUACCAACUAUUCAUUAUUAGAGAGAGACUUUUUUAUUAAAAAUAAAGAACUGCGCGAGAUUGUAAUUUUGGCAAAGCUGAUCCUUGCUGGCCACAACUGGAAGAAUAAGCAUGGCCUCAAGACAGCCCACCUGAAGCGCGUUGCUCUGGGAAACAUCACAUCUCUCGCCAGUCUCUCCCCAUGGCAAGGUAUGCAGAAGCUCUUCCAGCUGAUGGUGUCGCAGCUACAGACCGGCUACCUGGACGGCUUCCCGGACCUCCACUGUGACCUCUUCUGGCAUAAAAAUGAAGAAGAGUGCCAAUAUAUAGCCAAAACAAUUGCAAAUGUGAUGAUGACCCUUGACCCAAAAUUUCUUGCAAAUUAUUUAUAAGUACUCUACAGGUAAACUAUAAAAUUAACAUUGUACAAUAAUAUAGUAUACAGAAAUCUUUGAGUUAUGUCUUGAUAUUAUGUUUUUAAGAGGAUAUUUUUCAGUUAUUUACAAUAACUGAAAAGUAUCCUCUAAAUGUUAAUAUGAAGUUAUUUUUGUAUUGUUUCAAGGUAGACUGCAUGUCUUGAUAAAUUAUUAUUACAAUCAAAACUUAAGUGUUAAACUCACAAGGAUUGUAGAGAGCUGAUGUGUUGACAAAACUUCCCCUUGAGGGAGGUUCCUCGAUGGUGGCGAGCUCCUCUUCAUCUUAAGACUUGUCCUCCCCUUCCUUAGAUCAAACUUUAUUGCUUUUAAUUCCCCCAGACACUGUAUAACCCCUAUGGGUUUAGAUCUUUUCCAUGAAUAUAUUAAAAAUACAAGUAUAAAAUUGUACGAGAUUAUUAUAUUUAUGGGAAUUGGUAAACCUGUUAAGGUCAUACAGCAACUGGUGAAUGACAGAUCAAAGUUUGAUCCAUGGAACAGAAGAGUAGCAUCAUUUUCUUGAAUUAAGGAAUCUUCACCAGCAUCAAUGUAGCCAAUUUGAAAGUUUUCCAUAUCAUAGGUAAAGCAUCUAACUCAAACAUGCAUAAGAAUUACUAUUAUUAUAUUCAAAACUAAAUGCUAAACCCACAAGGGUCAUACAGCACUAACAAGAACUAUUGAGUUGAGUUUUGUGUGUGUUAAUUUUAGCUCCAGAGGUAAGUACCAUAAGUUACUUUCUUACAAGUCUUAAUUUAGUCAACUUUUGUUCUAUACAGAAUAAGAAAAGUCUGUGAUAUUCUCAUGAUUAAUAUGAUUAGUAAUAGAUUAAUAGUUAACCAGAUUUAUUUCUUAAUGAACAUCAAUUUUGUAUUCUAAUUAAUGAAUUUAUGAUACCUCCAUUUGAUACAUUUUGUAUAAUAGAUGUAUUAUAUUUAUGAUGGAGCAUCAGUGCCAUGAACACUUGUGAGUGGUAGCAGGAAUACCAAGUGUUAACCCAGACAGGAGACUAGAGGUGAUCGGUUUAUUUUGAUCUUAGUCUGAGAUCCUCAUCAACUAUAAGUACAGAGAAUAAAAAGGCUACAAGUUUUUUGUAAUGAUGAGUAGAACAGGUGGAUGCUAGUCUUUGUUGUAGGGGAGGUCCCAGGGGUUUAAUAUAAGGCAUCUUGUUGAGGGACACGUCGAGUACAGUAUUUGGUGUGUUUCUGCUAAGUUAGGUGCUGGGAUGUACUUGGUCAAUAUGAAUUUGGUAAUUAUCUAGUUAGAGUUGUCUUUUAAAGUUGUGUAUUUGAUGUAUGUCUGCUGCUUCCAAUGUUUUCUUUUUGUGUAAACUUGGCACCUUCCCAGUUUAUUGUGUGGCUACACUUGUUGGAAAAUGGCAAAGUUUUCCUGUACAUAUUAAACUUUAUUAUGUUCAGUGAUUCUAGAUGUAAGAUCACACAGUUUUUGUUUGAUAUUUAGUAACUAACAGGUCUCUUGAGAAGCAAUUAUUUUAUUAGGAUAGGUCGCUUCUGUGAUGCUUUUGUUGUUUUCUCAAUCUCCGAUGAAACGAUUAAUCUGUUGGAGCAUUUGUCACUUGUUCUGUUUGAGCUUUGAAUUGUUUUUGCAAGUCUCAAUGGGGUAAACUACUCUGGGUAUCUGAGUUUGGGAAAUUGUUCCCAGGUAGUGUUUUAUUUUCUGAUCCAGAAGGGAGGGGUUGGAAACUGUUGGCGCCCAUAAUCUUUUGUUUUAAGAGAUUUUUUUUCUUGAUUUUUAGUAACUAUUCAUCCAAAAUUAAGAAAAGCACCAUCUCUAUAUUUAAUAUUUCUUGACGGGUACUGAGAAUCUGCAACUCAUCCCUUUUAGAUCAGGAUAAAAGCCGCUACCUGGGAGCAGUUUGCCAAACUUAGAUACCGAGUGAUUUAUCCAAGUUACAAAAGCAAACCAAAACUACUAUACUGUUCAAACAAAAUAUAUGACAAACAGGCCACCAAAUAAACUAAUAAUUCUGGUCCACACAGGUAUUGAAAAAAGCUACAAAAUGCAUCAUAGCAGUGACCUAUCAAAAAUAAAAUAGUUUAUUUGUAAGCAGUCACAAGACACAGCCAAGACUGAACCUCCUGCAAUAAACCAAAUACAUUGCAACACUUGUGAGUUAGUUGACAUGGAAGACAAGGGUUGUGGUCUCACAUCUAGUCAUGGAACAUAAGUGAUCAGUUAGAUAUGUACAGGAGAGCUUUGCUAUCUUCCAACAUGUGAAAUCUUGUAGCCAUACAAACUGGAAAGCUGCUAAGAUAACACAAAAUAAAAGACACUGGAAGCAGCAGUUAUAGAUCAAACACAACUUAAAAGGGCAACUCUAACCAGACGUAAUUACCAAUUUCACAUAAGAGUAAAUACAUACCAUGGCAUAAUUCAGCAGAAACACACCAAGCAAUGUACUUAGACAUGUCCCUCAACAAGAUGUCAUACACUCAAGCCCCGAGGCCCCUCAUCUAUAACUAGGACUAAUAUUCACUUGUUCCUCUACUCACCACUAUAUAAAUCUGUAAUCAUCUUAUUUCUGUACUUUGUCAGACCAAGAUCGAAAUAUACAGAUCGACUAAUCUCCUGUCUUUCUACGUGUGGGAUUCCUGCUGGCAUGAGGGUCAUGCAGUACCAUGUUGGUGCUAGCAGCAGCAGCAGCUUCUAAUUUAGUUCUUUGAUAAAUAAGAGGUGUAAUACUUGGGCUAUUUUUAUGUGCUAAGACAGUGGAAGAAGUGGAGAGGUAAUUUUGAAGUGUUCAGUCAGUUAAACAGGCAUGAGGACAGACUUGCAUAGAAGGCAGGUGUAACAGUUUGGUAUGACCUACUUCCCACUAGUGAGCCCCCACCCACUUGUGACAUCUCUAGCUGCUGCAUGUUGCUGCUAGCUCCAGUCAGUAAGUCUGUAAUUGUAUCUCUGUUUGUGCUCGAGGACUGAGCACUUUCCAUCAAGGCUGAGGGACUGAACAUUUCAAAAUUAGCUUGACAUUUCUACCACUGUCUCCAGUAUUAGAUCACCUCUUCAUUCAAAUGAAGAGGCCUGAUGAGCAGCUGAAACAUUUCAACAAAUAAAGAUACCUAAAUGUUUCUUAACUUAUAGGCACUGAACAUCAUAACAGUUAUUUUUGUUUCAAGUUGUAUUUUAAUCAAAUAUAAACUGGAAGCCAUAUCUA
Cherax quadricarinatus is the source of this 4347-nucleotide messenger RNA. NCBI's taxonomy places the organism in Eukaryota, Metazoa, Arthropoda, Malacostraca, Decapoda, Parastacidae. The record is from RefSeq and is a predicted model, not a curated record.